CGCUUCCGGGACAAGAGCGUUAAGUUCAUUUUAUAAACUGGUAAGACUUUUUUGGCAGUAAAAGAUAUCCUUGCGGGAACGGGCAUUUUUAACUCUCGAUAAUUGGGUAGUUUAAACGAUACUGAUUUUGACUCUGUUCAUGGCAGUUUUCUCUUAACAUAAGGUUUGGUUAAAGCGUUUUAAUCAACCGGAAGAAGACGACGUCCACGCGCCCUCACACGGAACCGAGGACGUCCAGUCUCACAGUUCAAGAUGUCCUACUCAUCCCGAAGUUCCUCUCGUCCCUCAGACUGUAAGGUCUAUGUGGGUGAUCUUGGCAACGGUGCAGCCAAAGGUGAACUCGAACGAGCCUUCAGUUACUAUGGACCAUUACGGAGCGUGUGGGUUGCUCGGAACCCACCAGGUUUUGCCUUUGUUGAGUAUGAAGAUGCGAGAGAUGCAGAGGAUGCCGUAAAGGGGAUGGAUGGAAAGGUUCUUUGUGGAGCUCGUGUUCGAGUUGAAUUGUCAAACGGUAUGUCCAGAAAGUCUCGUUAUGGGCGCCCCAACCGCAGGCAAUUUGACCCCAACGACCGGUGCUACCAGUGUGGAGAAAGUGGUCAUUACGCUUAUGACUGCUAUCGCUUCAACAAGAGGCGUGGACGUCGCAGCAGAUCUGGAUCACGUUCUCGGUCUAGAUCUCGUGGUCGGCGCUACCGCUCCCACAGUCGUAGCCGUAGCAAUGAGAGGAAGUACCGUUCACCCUCAUACUCCAAACGCCGAAGCAGGUCAGGUUCCCCAGCCCGCUCUAGAUCCAGAACUCCUGUGCGUCGUUCUCGUUCACCUGUGCGCAGGUCCAAAAGCCCUGUCCGAAGAUCUAGAACCCCUGUCCGAAGAGACAGUCGUUCACGCUCUGCUUCCAGGCAGAGGGUUCGUAGUGUGUCCAGAUCCCGUUCUCGGUCUCGUUCAGUCAGCCACAAAAAAGACAGUCGUUCAAGGUCUCCCAGCCCAAGAAGAAGCCCAACACCAGGUGCUGACUGAUCGGAGUACUAAAAUCUCCCCCAUUUUCCACCUUUGCCUCAGGGCUGAAAUGAAUUUUAUUCCCCCUAUGAUUUCAGACUCGGUUCUACUGUAGCUGCCAAGCUCUUGUUCGUUUCAAUAAUAAAGCCCCCCAGCCUUGUAAAAAGAUCACUAUCAUCUCAAGCAGCUCAUGUACAUUUUUUUUCUUGACGUUUCCUCUUGUCACUUUCAGACAUUUUAAGCUCCAUUGUUUUUUAUUUCAGUGUUGAGCCAGCGUUCUGUGGUCAGUGAAUUGUGGGCAAGGUGGUGAAUGAGCUAUGUGAUUUAGUCAGUGUAAUGUAUGAGCUGAAGAGUAUGCUGUGAUUUGUUUGGUGUAGUUUGUUUUUCUUUUGCAUUGAAAAUGGCAAUGUUCUUUUUAAUAAAGCUUUACAAAUCCAA
Molecule: messenger RNA, 1434 nt
Organism: Triplophysa dalaica
Lineage: Eukaryota; Metazoa; Chordata; Actinopteri; Cypriniformes; Nemacheilidae
Gene: srsf7a
Product: serine and arginine rich splicing factor 7a
Exons: 8
Coding region: 253-1017 (254 amino acids)
Molecular function (GO): RNA binding; zinc ion binding
Source: RefSeq, a predicted model, not a curated record